AUGUCUGACUUAAAAGUAUGUAGAAUAUGUCUCCGGACUGAAGCAAAAAUGUAUAACUUCAAUCUUUACCAAUUAAAGUUCUAUUACGAAGAAGUUAUGGCUUUAAAAGUGAAUGAAGAUGAUGGAUUUCCAAGUUACUUUUGUUAUGAAUGCGCCACAAUGUUGCACAAAUUUCACAAGUUCAAAGAGAAAUGCUAUGUCGGUCAGAAGAUCCUCAAGGAGUUGUUGUGGAAAGGGCCCAUAACUUAUGAAUUAGUUUAUAAAGUGGAUCGCAAAGAUUUAAUGCUCGAAUCGCCACUUUCAAUAAUGACUUCGGGGAAUCACGUCAAAAUAUAUAUCACAAAGGAGAACAGCAAGCAGAAAGAUCAUCUGCAACUACUGCCGAAAAUAGAAAAUAUGGAGUUAGAAUUUUUAAAUGAAGUAUCAUUUAGUGAUGGUGAUAAUUUAAAUGAAUUAACUGAUGAUGAAAAGUUUAUUACUUUUAAUGAUCAUGACAAAAUAAGUAGUAUUAGUGAUAAUGAUAAGAUACAAACACAAGAAGAAAAUACUCAAAAUGACAAUGAUAUAAUAAAUGAAGAUAGGAUUGCUAGUGAUAAUAAUAUAAAGGUAGAUGAUGAAAAGACUAGUGAUGAUGGUGACGAUGAAAUGAAAAAUGCUGUAGAAAAUAAUGAUAUUCCAAAUAGUCCAAUGACUGUUUAUGUUGAAACUGAAAAUGGUGUCUUAAUAACGGAUUGUGAAGAAUUAAAAAAAGUGCACAGAGGUAAAAAGUUAAAUACUUGGAAAGUGCAGUCGUUAAAUGAUAAAAAAAAUUGGAAGAUUGAAAUUUUGAGUGAAGAAGAGGCUUUGAAGGAGUUCAGGGCAAAAGCAGAAGAUAAAAAAUAUUUAGCAGCUGCUUUUAAAUGUAAGGAUUGCUUUAAGGGGUUUUCGAAAAAAGACAUGUUAAAUAGACAUGUUCAGUUAAGACAUAUUGAGGAAUUGGGCAGUCACGAAUGUCGUUUUUGUCGUUACCGGUACAGACUGGAUUGCUACCUAAAGAAACACAUGAAACAGCAUUACACACGAUAUAACUGCCUUCGGUGCGAUCUUCAGUGUCCACUAGAAAAUACAGCUUUACUUCAUGAGGAAUACCACAGCGGUGUAACUAGAAAGUGUACUUACUGCAACGAAGAAUUUCGACACUCGUCGACGUACUACACGCACCUGCGCACGCACCGCAGCGAGCACGUGUGCGCGCUGUGCGGCGCGUCCUUCGUCAGCGCCAUCGGCCUGCGCCAGCACCGCCACAUCAAGCACGUGCUCGCCGACAUCGAAAGUCCUGACGACGACGAAGAAGUGAACACGUAUUGCAAGCGAUGCGACAUCCGCUUCGAGACGCGGAAGGCGUACGAAGAACAUUUGUUCCACUCGGCUUUGCACAGCGACGAGGACGGGAAGGGAACUGCUGUAAAUAAAGUUAAUAAAAGGAGCGAUUCGUUCGAAAAGAUUUCUGUUUCCAAGAAAGUUCUUAGCAAGAGAGAACAAGCCAAGAUAACAAAACGACUCAGCAAAAGAAAUAAUGAUGAUGCAGAUCUAUUCAAUGUAAAACGUUUAGUGAAACGGUACAAGAGGAAGGAAAGAAGACAGAGAACCAAACCUACGACCUGUCAUCAAUGCGGCGAACACUUCGAGACUCAGGCGGCGUGCCUGAAGCACCACAUCGAGGCCCACCCCCGCACCUCCUUCCACCCCCCCACCGAGCGGUACAUCUGUGAGAUAUGCGGCUCCUCACUCGCUCCCGGCAGCAUCGCCAUGCACCAGAACAUGCACAGCCGCGAGAAGCUCCACACGUGCGACACGUGCGGGAAGCAGUUCCACGCCAUCGUAGGGCUCAAGCGACAUAUGGUGACUCACACGGGAGAGAAGCCGUACGCGUGCUCGCUGUGCGACAAGAGAUUCACACAGAGUAACAGCAUGAAACUGCACUACAGAACUUUCCAUUUAAAACAACCAUAUCCAAAAAGAAACCGAAGAAAACAAAAGAAUGAGCCUAAGGAAACAGUGGGAGGGGAAGAGACGAACACAGAAGACUCCUCUGACGAGAGCUUGGCCGAGGCCGAGCCGCAGGACCGCGUGGUCGUCGAACGCACCGUCGACGUGGUGACGGACCGCACCGAUGACACCAUGCACUACUUAACGCUCACUUAA
This is a messenger RNA of Arctia plantaginis, 2184 nucleotides long. NCBI's taxonomy places the organism in Eukaryota, Metazoa, Arthropoda, Insecta, Lepidoptera, Erebidae. The record is from the annotation of a GenBank genome assembly.